Molecule: messenger RNA, 411 nt
Organism: Tetrahymena thermophila SB210
Lineage: Eukaryota; Ciliophora; Oligohymenophorea; Hymenostomatida; Tetrahymenidae
Exons: 1
Source: RefSeq, a predicted model, not a curated record
AUGGAUUAAUAACUUAAAAGACAAUAAAUAAUUACAUUUAUCAAUGAACUUUAUGAAGAAUUUAUAACCAUUAGAAGCAAUUUAUUUGAAGUUGCUGAAAUUCCUCAUCUUUCCUGCUGCUCUGAUAGCAGCAAAUUUAAUAUUUACUACGACUUUUAUCAUCUUGAAAAGUCAUUGAAGUAUAUGAAAAAGAAUCUCAACUCUUAAGUAUACAAAUAAAUAUCAUAAGAUUCUUAAAUUCUUAUAUGCUAGCUUAAGGAUACUCUUAAAGCCAUCAACGUGAUCUAGCAACGCUUGCAUUUGCUUGAUGAAGACGAUGACUAGCAAAUUAAAUAGAAGUAUCAACUAAUGGAGAAUUACUUCGACUACAAAAGCGCUGAAAAUACUUGUUCCAAAAUAAACAUAGACUGA